GUUGAGGGCGGGGGCGCGCUCAGGGAGUGUGCUCUGCGCGCGCGUUGUAGCCGGUGUCUGCGUCUGUCGGGCUGUAGUCGCAGAGUGGUGUUGCAGGUUAAGCUAAAAUGUCCCCUGAAGUAGCCUUGAACAGAAUUUCUCCAUUGCUUUCUCCAUUUAUAUCCAGUGUGGUCAGAAAUGGAAAAGUAGGACUGGAUGCUACAAACUGUUUGAGGAUAACUGACCUGAAGUCUGGCUGUACUUCCUUGACUCCUGGACCUAGUUGUGAUCGAUUUAAAUUGCAUAUACCAUAUGCUGGAGAAACAUUAAAAUGGGAUAUUAUUUUCAAUGCUCACUAUCCAGAAUUGCCCCCUGAUUUUAUCUUUGGAGAAGAUGCUGAGUUUCUGCCAGAUCCCUCUGCUCUACAUAACCUUGCGUCCUGGGAUCCCUCGAAUCCUGACUGCCUUCUGCUGGUGGUGAAGGAGCUUGUGCAGCAGUAUCACCAGUUUCAGUGUAGCCGCCUCCGUGAGAGUUCUCGUCUCAUGUUUGAGUACCAGACGUUACUGGAAGAACCACAAUAUGGAGAACACAUGGAAAUUUAUGCUGGGAAAAAAAAUAACUGGACUGGGGAGUUCUCAGCUCGCUUCCUGUUGAAGUUACCAGUGGAUUUCAGCAACAUUCCCACAUACCUUCUCAAGGAUGCAAAUGAAGAUCCUGGAGAAGAUGUGGCUCUCCUUUCGGUCAGUUUUGAGGACACAGAAGCUACUCAGGUGUUUCCAAAAUUAUACCUGUCACCACGCAUUGAACAUGCUCUUGGAGGUUCCUCAGCUCUUCACAUCCCAGCUUUUCCAGGAGGAGGAUGUCUAAUUGAUUAUGUUCCCCAAGUAUGCCAGCUACUAACCAACAAGGUGCAGUAUGUCAUUCAGGGAUAUCAUAAAAGAAGAGAAUACAUUGCAGCUUUCUUGAGUCACUUUGGAACAGGAGUGGUGGAGUAUGAUGCCGAAGGCUUUACAAAGCUCACCUUGCUGCUGAUGUGGAAAGAUUUUUGUUUCCUUGUACACAUUGACCUUCCCCUGUAUUUUCCUCGAGACCAGCCUACUCUCACCUUCCAAUCAGUCUACCACUUUACCAGCAGUGGACAGUUGUACUCUCAGGCCCAGAAAAAUUACCCAUACAGCCCACGAUGGGAUGGCAAUGAGAUGGCCAAGAGAGCAAAGAGGCCACGGUCCAGAGCUGGGCCCUAACAGGUGGAGAUGGAGAUAUGGGAGGAGUUCGCCAAGGAGGGCUGGUUGAAGCUAUGGAUGUGUGUAAGAUUUACAAAGAAAUAAAAGUAGAAAGAGAAAGAGAGCCAAGAACAGCAUCCAAAGGAAUGACAACUUUAUUGGUGUCUUAUUAAAACAUCUCCAUUCUUUCCUUAAUUCUGGAGAGCUAUUUGGUAGUGGCAGAAAUGCUAGGCAAUUCAUUAUUUAUUGUUCCUCCCACAAGAAAGAGAGUCUAUCUACAAGAGCUAUCUAUACUCUAAUCAAAAGAUCCAAACAGUUUUCAAAAGAAGAAUUGCAAAUUAUCAACAAUCAUAAAAAAGAUUGCCCCAGAUCACUUAUAAUAAGAGAAAUGCAACUUAAAGCAGCUUUGAGAUUUGCCUCACAUCCAGAAAAUUGAGAAAGAUGACAAAAGAAAAGACUCAGUAUUAUCGGAAGGGCUAUAGGAAGACAGACUAAUACUCUGUUGGUGUAGCUAUUAAUUGGUUUAAUCAUUCUGGAAAAACUUUUGGAGUUAUAUGUACAUGAGGAGAAUCAUUAAACUAUUAAUACUCUAACCUAGAAAUUCCUCUGCUGAUUAUAUUCCCUAAAAAGGUCAAGGAGAAAAAGAAAGGUUUUACACACACACACACACACACACACACUCCUCAGAAUGUUGAUAGGAACUCUCUAAUAGCAAAGAGCUAUUAAUAAAAUGGGUGUAAAUCAGUUGGGGAAAAAGCUGAACAAAAUGUGAAAUAUGAACAUAAUGGAAUAUCAUU
This is a messenger RNA of Vombatus ursinus (common wombat), 1999 nucleotides long. It is a transcript of the gene BABAM2, whose product is annotated as BRISC and BRCA1 A complex member 2. The transcript has 12 exons. The record is from RefSeq and is a predicted model, not a curated record. The coding region runs from base 108 to 1223 and encodes 371 amino acids. Gene Ontology annotation, cellular component: BRISC complex; BRCA1-A complex. Lineage: Eukaryota; Metazoa; Chordata; Mammalia; Diprotodontia; Vombatidae. Gene Ontology annotation, biological process: double-strand break repair.